GAAGAUGAUGGGGAUGAAGAUUUUAAUCCCAGCCAGACACUGGCGCACCGCUACACGCAGAGGAGCAUGGAGAAGCACUCCCAGGAUCAAAUGAACCUGAAGGUGAGCGAGCUGGUUCAGUUCCUCCUGGUGAAAGACCAGAAAAAGAUCCCCAUCAAGCGAGUGGAUAUCCUGAAGAAUUUUACACGGGAAUACAGAGAUGUUUACUCAGAGAUCAUCAACCGAGCGGGCAAGACCCUGCAGCAGGUAUUUGGGCUGCAGCUGGUGGAGAUCGACACCAAACAGCACAUCUACAUCCUCACCAGCACCCUGCCCUGCGCCGAGGGGGAGAACCUGUGCUG
Leptosomus discolor (cuckoo roller) is the source of this 341-nucleotide messenger RNA. The record is from RefSeq and is a predicted model, not a curated record. Lineage: Eukaryota; Metazoa; Chordata; Aves; Leptosomiformes; Leptosomidae.